Molecule: messenger RNA, 4000 nt
Organism: Coturnix japonica (Japanese quail)
Lineage: Eukaryota; Metazoa; Chordata; Aves; Galliformes; Phasianidae
Product: leucine-rich repeat serine/threonine-protein kinase 2-like
Cellular component (GO): cytoplasm
Molecular function (GO): protein binding
Source: RefSeq, a predicted model, not a curated record
CCUAGGAAGGAGGGCUGUUUCUUCUCAAGAAGCAGGGAGUCUUGCUUGUGUAAUGGCUUCAUGUUGCUUUCUUUAAAAGCACCCCUUGUUCAGGUGUACUGCAGAGCGACCAGUGCUUUAAGUGAUGGUUUGAAAUACUUAGAAAUGUGUUCAGCACCUUUGAAGCUGACAGAAACACCUUUCUGCUUUUACCUGUGUUAGGAAGAGGGAAGGCAUUUAAUGAGGAAGCUGAGGAGAAGAACUGCCUGUUUCCUUCAAUGGGAGCUGAAUGUAGCUUGUCUGUUGGAGCAGUUAGCAGUGAAUCUGAGUGCACGUGGCAGCUACCUUCUUUGAUGGUAGUCUUGCUGCUCCUCUUACAGAGAAAACAGUGAUCUGUUUCUGGGAUCGUCUCUGGGAUGAUUCUUUCAUCAGUAUACUUGCAUACUAUCAUUUUGACUGUGGCUGGGUUUGGGCCUUUUGUUUUUUCCCCCAAUCUGGCCUAGCAAAACACCUCACUGCCACAAUUCAUCAUCCUAGGGAUGUGCUGUUGAUAAGCCCGGAGCAUUUUGGAGUUGGUUUUCCCUACUCUGUUCUUCGGAUGAAAGUAUAAAUGGAAUUUGAACGAGGAAUUGGUAAGUUCUGGGUUCCUUUGAAAACUGGAACAAAUCCUCCUUUUAGGCAUACGAUUCUCCUUAGUACCUCAAGAGAAUACCUAGAAGAGAAGUCUUAGUUUUGAAGCUGAACUUUUUGCUCCAAUAUAUACCUAACUGGUAGGUAUGGGACUGUAAAUAGUGUAACCUGUUACUGACCUUUCCCUGCUUGUCAACUGUAGUAACACCAAUGGAGGUUGACUUGAGACCUGCUCCCACGUGAUCUUCAUCACAUAGGUGCCCUCCAGAGUGUCUUUGGAAGAGAAGAUCUUGAUAGGAAUAAGCUCUCUGGGUUUUUUUAUAGUACUGUUGGAACAAUUAAGUUGCUAUGCAGUUUUGCUGUUUUUCUGCCUGGUAAGUGUAGGAAAAGAGAACACAAAUAGCAGAGGGCCUGAGAAGGGGUCAGCUCACAAUUCCUCCUAAUUCCAGGCAGUUGGAAAUAGGAGACUGGGAUCCCUUCCUUUUGCUACUUGAGCAUGGUGAACCAGGGCUUGGUUUCCAGCCAGGGGUGCUUGGGUUAUUAGGAGCUGCCCUGGAGAUGGAUGGAGAAAGAGAGGGUGGGGUUCCCAGGCAGAACACGGGGGAGGCGGGGAGCCAGGCAAGAGGAGGAAAUGAAAGGGGGAGGCUGAGCAAACGGAGGAUCCAGCCGGUGCCACGCUUCAGGGCCAUGGCCCAGUCCAGAGCCUGUCGGGAGCAGGACUGUUUGCGGGAGGUGACGCUCUCCACCCAAAGGCUGCGGGUGCUGCCUCCAGCAGUGCUCAAUAACCCCGCUCUGGAAAGCCUUGACCUCGACAGGAACAAACUCAGGAGCAUCGCCGGCAUUUCUAAACUUGGCAACCUGAAGAAGCUCAUCGUAUCCAAGAAUGAGAUUGUGGACUUUCCCAAUGAAAUCCAGAGCCUGAUCUAUUUAGAGAAGCUUGAACUGAAUCAGAACCAAAUCCGGGUCAUUCCAGAGGGCAUCUUCUGCCAUCUCCCCAGGCUUAAACACUUGCGGCUGAACAACAACCGUCUUGGUGCUCUUCCCAGGGACCUGGCAGCUUGUCGAGGCAGCCUCCAGUACCUCAACAUCUCCAACAACCUGUUCCGAACCUUCCCCCAGCCUGUCCUGCAGCUGGCAAACCUGCAGGAGCUCCACGUGCAGAACAAUAUCCUUCGCCAGCUCCCCAGGGAGCUCUUCCAGGGACAGGCACUGAAAACAUUCAAGGCCAAUGGGAACCCGCUCAGGGAGCCGCCCAGCGAGGUCUGUGCUGGUGGCAUCCAGCAGAUCCUGAAUUAUUUCAACCAGCUUCAACAAGGUUCAGGGCAGGAGGACAAGAGGAUCAAGACCAUGUUCCUGGGGGCCUCGCUGGCUGGGAAAUCUACCAUCUGCAAAAGCCUGAAGCAGAGGCAAGCCAAACUGGUGCCCAAGGAAGAACGAACAGUUGGGAUAGAGAUCAGCGAGUUCCGGAUCGAAGACUUCACCUUUCUCUUCUGGGAUUUCGCUGGCCAGCUGGAGUAUUACAUGACGCACCACGUGUUCAUCACGCCACAGGCACUCGUCAUCCUUGUCAUCAACCUCCACAUGUAUCAAACUAAUGAUGAUGCUUUCAAGGACCUCGUUGGUUUCUGGGUCAACAACCUGUUCAUGCGAGUCCCAAACUCUGUGGUGCUUCCUGUGGGAACCCACAUAGACUGCUGUCAGAAGCAAGAGGUGGAGGAGAAGAGGUCCAACAUCAUGGCCAAGAUCACAGCCAUGCUGGCGGAGAGAAAGAGCAACCUCACUCAUUUCAUCAACAAUCUGGAGGACAGUGAGGAACCUGAGGUUUAUGUGGACCAGUGGGAGAGGCUGAAGGAGAUGGAGAGAUGCACAUUAACCAUCUUAGACCUGGUUGCUGUGAACUGCAUGGAUCACCGUGAUAUCAAAAAGCUCGAAGCCACAAUUCUGGAACAUGUGAAGAAUGAGGAGCUAUUCCCUGAGGUUGUCCGCGUGCUGCCACCCAUCUACCAGCAGGUGGAAGCUGCCAUUGUGGAUAUCACCCAGAGCGAGGAGAUGGCAGACCACGGCAUGAUGAACCUCCAGUACCUGCUCAGUGAACUCUCCCAGCGAGAGCACCUGGCCAACCUGGACAGAGAGCUUCUCCAGGAUAUCCUGCGCUACCUCCACCGCAUUGGCCUUCUUGUGUGGUACGAAGAAAUCAAGCACCUGGAAAGCACUGUCUUUCUGCAGCCCACCUUCCUAAUAACUACAUUCAAGCUCCUCGUGAGGGACCGCCUGGUCCAGCAGCUGGAGAGCAUCUCUGCGGACACGCUGAUUGCGGAACAUGCCACCAUCAGGGACAGGUCCAACUGGGUGUGGGCCUUCAAGUCAAAGGCAAUGCUGUGCCAUCAGGCAGUGCGUGCUUUGGUGAAGUACCAGCUCUGUUCGGAAGGGAUGCAGGAUAUCUUUGAGGAGAUCAUGGGGGACAAGAGCCACAGGGGGAAAGGGAAGCUCUUCAGCCUCCUGGAGCACUUUGAGCUCUGCCUGGAGGUGAGGCAAGCCAAAGCACUCAAUCCUCAGGCCAGUGAGUUUGUGCCCGGGAAGACAUGGGAGACAACACAGGACCAAGGCGAGUCCUGGUACUUGUUCCCAACCUACCUAAACCAGACUGAAGAGGUCGCUGAAGUGUGGGGAGGAGAUCACCGUGAGGACCUCCACAUCCGUAUCUACUUCUCCCCUGAGAUACCUGAGGGCUUCUUCCACAGGUUCCUUGUGAAAGCUUGCUCCUUCUACUCCACACAUUGGGUGGCCAAGGCAACCUGUCUGCUCGUAUGCAAUGGCAAACCUCUGCUGAUUAAAGAGAACAACCAGCGGGCGUACAGCUACCUGGAGUUGAGGUGCAGGAAGCCAGCAGGAGCAAGAGCAUUCCAGUUUGCUUGGGACUUCCUCAUGGCGGUUGUGUUUAUCAUCCAGAAGCUCUCUGAAGAAUGGCCAGGGCUGCACGUGUGUGUGAAGACCCCUUGCCGCACGGCCGGCUGUCCUGCAGAGCUCAUCUGGCCAGACAUGGAUGGCAAAAUCCCCAUGACAAAGGAAGAUGUUAAGACCUGUGGAACAUGUGGGCAUCGUUUUGCUGCAGAGCUGCUCUUACCCAAAGUGCCUGGGCAGCCAGAAGCAUCCCCAGCACAGCCCCCUGUCCACUACUACGUUACCAGCUACGGCACCACCACCUUUGGGCCCAGCAGUAUCCAUGUCACCCGCCAGAACAUCACCGGUGACUGACUGCAGGCCAGUGGGGAGAGAGGCUCACAUGGAAGACAAAAGAACUGUUUUAAGCUGAAGUCAAGCUCUCCUCAGCACGCCGAGCUUACAAGUACUACUUGCAUCCUUACUGAAGGGCAAUAAAUCCAUAAAUCAA